AGUCAUGUUUCCAAAUUACUGCUUUACAAAAUCGGCCAGACAGUCGGGCUACGAUGUUAUAAGAAGGGGCUAUCACGCCAAGGGGGGUUUACAGCGCAGCAGUGGUCAAAGAUCGGAAAACCGCAACUCCAGCGAUUCACUUAGGAAGAUUUCAAAGCGCCAGAGAAAUUCUUCCAAGUCCAGCUCAUCGCGCGCCAAGGUUUCGUCUUCCAAGAGUGUGGGAUUCCGAUUGACACCAAGGAUUUGUUCGAGCAAAAGGGAUAACCGUGAACCAGGUGGCGACGAUCCCCAGAAGGAUAAAAUGUCCUCCGAAUCCAUCAACGAUCCCAAUCGCGAUCUACAGGAAUCCUUCGCCGAUUUCUUUAGCAUCAUUCACGAUAAUGUUUUGGAAUCGGUUCAGGAGGCAGUGCAGCGAAUGGUGAGCAAUUGCUUUAAAGAGUCCCUGACCAAAAUGGAGCGACUGUCCAAGGAGCUGCAAAACCAGGAGGCAAUGCUCAACAAAAUCUAUCGCGAUGUUACCAACAAAAUUACCGCCCAGAGUGAAACGAACCUGAACCAAUUCAAGUUCGUUACCCAAAUGCUCAUCGACAACCAAACGGUGCACUACAGGGCACUCAAUCAGGCGAAGGCGAACAGGCAGCAAAGGAAAGAGGAGCGGGUUGCGGAGAAGGAGCGGAAGUUGGAGCGGGAACGGAAGCGGAAGUGCGCCUGCAAGGAGGUGCAGAAUGAACGCAGUCCAUGCAGAAAUCGAUGCAGAAGUUCCAGUGUGGAUCUCUCAUCCAAAAAGAGAAGUUCCGGUGGCGAAGCCAAGGAAUCCACGCCAAGAGGCCCACAACAUCAAUUGUGCCAACAGCAGGCGCCUCUGGUCUAUCAUAUGUGCCAGUCCUGUACGGAUCAGGAAUCCAUGGCCAGGAAACAGGAGUCAUCGAAGAGAAUAUCCCGCUCAUCAUCAAGGCAUAUAAAUACCCCUAUUCUGCCAAGGCGAUCCACUUCCUACAGCAUGCCAGAUCUCUGCGGACGCACUUCGUCCCUUUCCAGGCGUUGCACUCCCACACGAAAUCUUUCACGGGUCUCCAAGAGCUGUUUAAACCGAUCCUUUAACAACAGACAAGAUCAGAUUGUCUGCCUUCCGGCCAUGACUUAUCCGCCCUACGUACGCAACAUUCCAAUUCCCCGGCGAAAGUUACAUAAAUAAAUAUAAUAUUUUAUCCAGCCAUAGAUAAAAGAAUCUGCUGUUGCAUC
Messenger RNA from Drosophila takahashii, 1242 nucleotides. RefSeq lists its product as uncharacterized. Lineage: Eukaryota; Metazoa; Arthropoda; Insecta; Diptera; Drosophilidae. The record is from RefSeq and is a predicted model, not a curated record.